This is a messenger RNA of Neurospora tetrasperma FGSC 2508, 1374 nucleotides long. RefSeq lists its product as uncharacterized. Gene Ontology annotation, cellular component: endoplasmic reticulum; Golgi apparatus. The record is from RefSeq and is a predicted model, not a curated record. The transcript has 2 exons. Gene Ontology annotation, biological process: peptidyl-L-cysteine S-palmitoylation; protein targeting to membrane. Bases 1 to 1290 code for a protein of 429 amino acids. Gene Ontology annotation, molecular function: protein-cysteine S-palmitoyltransferase activity. Lineage: Eukaryota; Fungi; Ascomycota; Sordariomycetes; Sordariales; Sordariaceae.
AUGGGCACCAUCGCAAUCAUCGCCGCCGUCAUCCUUGGCAUCUCAUUCAUGACCUUUGUGGCCUUUUUCGGCAGACUACCUGCACUACGAAACACUCCCAUCUCCUUCCUCCACCGCCUCAUCUGGAUUCACCUCCCCAAUGGCCUCCUCACCGUCGACCGCACCUUGACCAACGGGCGCCUGACCACCUCUCUCACCCGCCUCGGCCGCCACCUCUGGUACGACCAACAUCCGACCAUCCUCAUCUUCUUCUUCCUCUUGCUUUCCGUUGGCGAAUAUCUCUACCUGCCCGUCGCCUGGCCUCACUUCUCCUUCACCCACAAAUUCUUCGGUACCAUCGCCAUCCUAUGUCCCUACCUCUUCCUCUACCUCUCCGCCUUCACCGACCCGGGCGUCAUAAACGCCAAGACCCAUGUCCGCGAAAUGGCCCGCUACCCCUACGACUUCACCCUCUUCCACCCCGGCACGAGCUGCGAGACGUGCCGCCUCCUGAAACCCGCGAGGUCGAAGCACUGCAGUAUCUGCAAGAAGUGCGUCGGAAGGAUGGACCACCACUGUAUCUUCAUCAACAACUGCGUGGGGGCCAACAAUCAGCGGUGGUUCAUUUUGUUGCUGCUUAGCACGGCCAUCCUCACCCUCUACGGCGGGGUUCUGGGGCUGGUGAUUAUCCGGGCCAAGAUCCAGGCGAGGUUCCCCUACUGGACGUUAUUACCGUGGUGGACUUCCACUCAAGCAUGGAACAACGGCGACCUGGAUUUUCAUCGGUGGUUGCUCCUCUGGAGCUGGGGCUUACAGUCGGGAGUGGCCAUGGGGGGCGUUACCUUGUUGGCGCUGCUGACGACGCCGUUGGUUUGGGGGUUGCUGGGGUACCAUUUGUGGCUGGUUUAUUGUGGGACGACGACGAAUGAGAGUAUGAAGUGGCAGGAUUGGCAGGCGGAGAUGGAUGAGGGCGGGGUGUAUAAGCGGCGGAUGGCGGCGGAUGGGAGCAGGGAGAAAGACCUCAAGGUCGAGCCGGCGUGGACGAGGUGGCCCGUUGAGGCGGAGCAGCUUAUGGUGAGGACGGAGGAUGGAAAGCCCCCCAGGUCGAGUCAUCGGUUGCCGGGUGAGGGAGAGUGGGAGGCCGUUUGGAGGUUGAAGGAUGUGGAGAAUCUCUAUGAUAUUGGGUUUUGGGAUAAUCUUGUCGAUGUCUUCUUGCCAUAUUUCAUGUUCAAGGAGUCAAAGGGUAGGAGUCCUGUUGACGAGCGAGAAUUUGGGAGGGAGAGAGGGAGGAACAGGAGACGGAGUUCUUGAGUGGUGUUUUGAAGUUCGAGAUACAUAGACGUGUUGAGAGCAGAUAGAUGCUGGCAUAUAGAGACCAAAAUGUGUUUUUCACCU